GGCGAGGGGCGUGGUCACCCCUGUUCCGCGCUAAGGUUUCUAAACUCGCUGGGGCUAAUGCUAACAAGUUACAGCGUAACGCGCACAGCUUCUAAAAUAAUUUUCUGUUAUUUGAGUUGUAUUUUUGUAUCUUUGUGGUUUUUUUCUUUGAAAUAAUAGUUUGCUUAUUUGCUUCACUCGCAACACGUCCCACUGAGUGAACGUGUUAUUUAGUUGCAUGUGUUAUUGUUUCGUAGUUCAGAUGGAAGGCUAUCCUAUAGUUACUGACGGCGACUCUAUAAAACAACAAGAACGACACUACUACCUGUUGUCAGAGUUACAAACCCUGGUCAAAGAUUUACCAAGCUCCUUCCAGCAACGCCUGUCCUACAACACACUUGGUGAUCUGGCCCUGGCACUCAUAGAUGGAACUGUUUAUGAAAUAGUGCAAGGCCUCCUCGAUAUUCAACACCUGACAGAGAAAAACCUGUACAACCAGAGGCAAAAGUUGCACUGUGAACACCAAGCCCUAAAGCAAGAUCUCACAAGGAGGCAUAAGGAAGCCCUGCUGUCAUGCAAGUCUCACAACCUGGCGCUCCUCAAAUCAAAUCAGCAAGCUGAGCAAGAGGCCUUGGAAGUCCGUGUGCGGGAAGAACAGAGAAUGAUGGAUAAGAAGAUUGUGGUGGAAAUUGAUCAAAAAGUGACGGAUCAACAGAAUACUUUGGAGAAAGCUGGAGUUCCUGGAUUUUAUAUCACCACUAAUCCCCAGGAGCUAACAAUGCAGAUGAACCUACUGGAGUUGAUCCUGAAGCUUCAACAGAAAGAGUCCCAGUAUGGACUUCUAUGACAAUGAGCACAAUAUAAUUUAAGACAAUGACGUGGAGGUUAUAUUUAUCACAGUUAAAGGGGACCUAUGAUGAUUCUUAUCUACAGUUGACACACUUCAUUGUGGUUUAGAUAAUAUGUAUUAGAUAUGCUUUGGUGUAAAUGUUGGUGUAUAUUAACUGUUAAAAAAACACAGCAUUGCGAGGUAUAUAUACACAACUGUGUGCAAGUCCACGCCCAAAUGCAUGAACUUUAUGAUUUGAUGCUUUGGUAUGGUUUAAUACGCGUAUCCAACAUUGUAACAUUUAUAAGUCAGGAAAAAAGAAAAUCAUCGUAGGUCCCCUUAAAUGUUAAAUGCAACAUGAGGCAUUUAAUAAUUAAAAUAAUUUUCAACUCUACAACAAUUAAUGAAUAUUUGGGUUCCUGACACUAGAUUGGAGCCCUAUUUUUCAGUUCUGCAUGGUUUUUGUUUUAUUUUUUACAAUAAUCAGUAAGUUUUGUGUUGUAAAAAAACCUCUGGGAAAAGGGAUUUGAAUGAGACUCAAUAGUAGUUUUUGCUAUUGUUUACUUAUUUUGCACUAUUGCCUUUAUUUUUAUUAAACAAUUGUAUG
Molecule: messenger RNA, 1415 nt
Organism: Nerophis lumbriciformis (worm pipefish)
Lineage: Eukaryota; Metazoa; Chordata; Actinopteri; Syngnathiformes; Syngnathidae
Gene: dgcr6
Product: DiGeorge syndrome critical region gene 6
Source: RefSeq, a predicted model, not a curated record